Messenger RNA from Gongylonema pulchrum, 474 nucleotides. Lineage: Eukaryota; Metazoa; Nematoda; Chromadorea; Rhabditida; Gongylonematidae. The record is from the annotation of a GenBank genome assembly.
GUCCGAUGUCUGAAGGGUCACGAUAGCGAAGUGUUUAUUUGUGCAUGGAAUCCAAAAAAUGAUCUCAUUGCUUCCGGAUCCGGUGAUAGUACGGCACGUAUCUGGAAUAUGAACGGUUCAGAAAUAGCAACCACAUCGGCGCAAAUGCUUUAUGAAAAUUCGAUGGUACUCAAACACUGCAUGCAAAAAGAUGACCGAAAUCCGCCAACCAAUAAGGAUGUUACAUCGUUGGAUUGGAAUUGCACUGGUGAUUUAUUGGCAACAGGAUGUUACGAUGGUUAUGCACGAGUCUGGGCUACUGAUGGAAGGUUACGGUAUACGUUGGGAGCACACAAAGGUCCCAUUUUUGCCUUGAAAUGGAAUCAAAGAGGCGAUAAAAUUUUAAGUGCUGGAGUUGAUAAGGUUUGCUUUUUCUAUACACUACUGCACUGUGAUAUCUUCAUGAGAGAGGUGCUCUGCUACAGUGUAGAAUAA